Arabidopsis thaliana (thale cress) is the source of this 981-nucleotide messenger RNA. RefSeq names its product P-loop containing nucleoside triphosphate hydrolases superfamily protein. The transcript has 5 exons. The record is from RefSeq and is marked reviewed. Gene Ontology annotation, molecular function: GTP binding. NCBI's taxonomy places the organism in Eukaryota, Viridiplantae, Streptophyta, Magnoliopsida, Brassicales, Brassicaceae. Bases 1 to 981 code for a protein of 326 amino acids.
AUGGCUGGACUUGAGGACACGACUGAUCUGAGGUUGCCUUCAGCAUCAGAGCCAAUAAAGAACAUAGUUUUGGUGGGACGUACCGGAAACGGAAAAAGCGCCACUGGAAACUCCCUUAUCGGAAAACAAGUGUUCAGGUCAGAAACACGAGCAACCGGUGUUACCAUGAAAUGUGAAACAUGUGUAGCGGUAACACCAUGUGGCACGGGAAUCAAUGUGAUUGACACUCCUGGUCUGUUCGAUCUGUCUGUGUCCGCUGAAUAUCUCAGUCAGGAAAUCAUCAAUUGCCUUGUUCUUGCGGAAGAUGGACUACAUGCUGUGGUGUUAGUUCUGUCGGUGAGGACUCGGAUUUCGCAAGAAGAAGAAGCCACACUUAAUACCUUACAAGUUAUUUUUGGGAGUCAAAUCAUUGACUAUUUAGUAGUAUUAUUCACUGGUGGUGAUGAGUUGGAAGCAAACAAUAUGACAUUGGAUGAUUACUUGUCCAAAGGUUGCCCUGAAUUUCUGAAGACAGUUCUUAGAUUGUGUGGGGGCAGAAGGAUCCUCUUUGAUAACAGGACAACGGACGAAGGCAAGAAGGUCAAACAAGUUCAGGAACUUCUCGCCCAUGUUGCAGCCAUUGAAAAGAGCACUAGUGGGAUUCCGUUUACGGACGAAAUGCACCGUAAAAUACAGAAAGAGGCGGAGACGCUUAGGGAGCAGCAAAAAGAGGUCGAAUCUAAGGACCUUGCAGCUGCCGAGAUUGAAAAAUGGAAGAAGCAUUAUCAAACAGAGCAUGACAAAAAUAUGAACAUGAUGGCAGAGAUGCUAGGGAAUAGGCUAAGAGAGGAUUCCGAAAGACAGGAGAAAAUGUUGCUUGCGCUGAGAGAUAACCUUGAGAUUUCACAAAGACAAAACAAAUUGAACGAACUUACUGAUAAUGAGCCUGAUCUCAUACAUUGUGGGGUUUCACUUAGGCGGAUGCCAUGCAACAUGUUAUGA